UAUAAAUUAAGUAUAUAUCGUUUACUUUUUGUUAUUUCAUAGUAAAAAGUUGCGUUUUUACUUUCUAUUUCUCCGCUAAUUUUGAGUAAGAGACUUGAGUUGACUACAAAGUUGUCUUAUCCUCGUAAUGGGACGUUUUGGCAACUUUGCUUGGACAGUGGUUUGUGAGAGUAAUAGUCACUGUUUAUACCAAUUUCGCGUUGAAAAUCUUCCAUAGUCCAUUGUAAUUCGUAUCAUUUUUCAUUCUUCAAUUAGAACUGAGAGUGUGAUUCACUGUCAAUCCUAUACUUGGACUCCUAACAGAGAAGUCCUACCCACUACCUUUCGUGCCGGGGGUGUUGUUUACGAAAUUGAGAGGAAGAAAAGCGAUGGUCUGGCACUUUAACCAGGUUGAUGGAUGCGGGUAGUUGGAAAACCCUGAUUCCAAACCAGUAGUAUACAUGGGCUCCAGGAUCCUAAGGAAAAAAAUGGCGUAUGAAACAAUUGUUAGCCACCGGCUACCAUGGGACUGCAUCUCCUUAUGUUGCUUAACUGCCUUGUGGAUUAGACUUUUAGGUCAAAGGUUCGGGGUGUGGCCAUCUAUGAAAACCACCUGCUUCGGUUUUGGCACCCGGGCAGUAUCCCAGCCCCUCGAAUGAUUUAUGUGGCGCAUAUUUGUUUGGUGCCUCUUUGUACCAAUGUUUAUGUGUUUAAAUAAAUAAGCAAAUACUCCUGACAAAUGGUUGUGUAGUUUAGUUAAUUUGAAGUUGUCUCACAUUUUAUGUACGUUGAUAAUCACUUGAAAUGUCGUUCAUUCUGCUGAAGUUGAUAAAAUCUUAAUGUUUCUUGAGGUUUUUUACUCAUAUUAUUGGAAUGACCUACUGAAAGUAAGAUAUUCUCGUCAUGAAACGAAUGAGUAAAUCUGUUCUCUAAUCAUAUUUCAGUAGAUUUCGUUGUUGCACAUAAAUAACCGAAAUACAAGAUUAAAACACUAGCAUUACCGUGUAUAAAAUACUAAAAGCUACACCCGGUAAAUUCUUAUUUUUCAUUUAUUGGGAUCUUACUUCAGGCUUGUCACAGUUAUGAUUAUAUGUAUAGGGCGAUAUUUAAAAAAAUCAUUACAUUGGACAGUAAUAGGACUGAAUGCUUCUUAGUGUGAUAGCUGCUCAGACACUUCUCCCUGACAAUCCUUUUUGUCUGAUAACCUCACAUUUUUACAUGUAUUAAGUUUCAUUAUGAAGGUUAGGUAUUUUAUAUAUUGAACUUAUUUGACUAUACUGUUCAUUAUGGAUUCUGUUUCUCACCAUGAAUCAGUAGUAAUCUGAGGAUUUAAAUACAUUCUAGUAGUCAUUAUCGCAAGAUAUUCUUCUUUGGAAAUCAAUCAUGUAUUAAGUUAACCAAUUUAUUAGUCUAAUAAUUUCGUUCUGUUUACAUUCUUUAUAGGUCCGAUGCCGAUUUCAGUGGAUAGAGAACGCCGUGCGAACGCCGGAGCCCGGAUGGCUCGGUUGCUGAAUGAAGAGGAGGAGGAUGAAUUCUAUUCCAAUAUUUAUGGCGGAUUUGCAGAAGAAGAAGAAGAUGCAGAUUAUCAGUCAGAAAGUUCAGUUGAAGAUGUAAUUGACUCUGAUUUCGCUGAUGAAAGCAGUGAAUCUGAUGAAGAUGACGCAACAGCAAUAGCAUCGGAUGAUGAUGAGAACAAACGCCAAAAGCGUCAAUCUAAUCGUGUUGUUACGAAGGGUUACAAAGAACCUAAACGUGCUAAAAUUACUCGUCCUCAAGAAAACAAAUCUGAUAAGAAGGCUAAUAGUGAUAAAAGUCUAACUGAUUCUCAGAGUAAAUCUACUGUACAAAUUAAAGAUAAGCAACAACAGAUAACAAUAACAAAGAAAACUUCAGGGCAGAUUUCAACUUAUGAACGACCAGAAUUACGGGCAAGCACAUUACAAGCUACAGCUGAUCAAGAAGCCGAAACCACGCGUAGACGAAUAGCCACUGCCGAAAAUACAGCUGUUCGUCGUAAAGCGUUACUAGCUGAAAUCGCUCAGCGCAAAAAUCUUCCGGAAGUUCGGCGUUUAACUCAAGAAGAAUUGUUGGCUGAGGCAAAAAUCACGGAAGAAAUUAAUCGUCGUUCUUUAGCUCGAUAUCAACGCUUAGAAAUUGAAAAGAAAAAAGCACGUAUCCAAAAAACAGUCAAUUCAACUCCAAUGAUUCGUUAUCAUUCAUUUACUGUUCCAAUUAUUGAGGAACAGCACAAUAUAUACGGAGUGUUAGCUAGUAAUGAUGAUGAGUCAACUAUUCGAGCUGGUCCCAUAAUUACAGAUCCUUCAGCUAAAUGUUCAAGAAAUCUUAUAACAUUUGCUAAUGAUGUAUGUUUUCGUGAUUCAAUGCCUAAAACAAUCACUCCACUUCCAGAGCCUGGUUGCCCUGCUCCUACUUCUAUACGUCCAGAACGUCGUUUACGUAUAUGUCCAAUUACUGGUUUACCAGCACGUUAUUUAGAUCCACUAACUUUAACACCAUACGCUAAUUUAGCCGCUUUUCGUGUACUUCGACGUUUAUAUUCUGUACAUUUAGAAACAAAAAAACCACCAAUCGAAUUAUUACGUGAAUAUCGGCAUGGUCGUUAA
Molecule: messenger RNA, 2603 nt
Organism: Schistosoma spindalis
Lineage: Eukaryota; Metazoa; Platyhelminthes; Trematoda; Strigeidida; Schistosomatidae
Source: the annotation of a GenBank genome assembly